Molecule: messenger RNA, 1361 nt
Organism: Balearica regulorum gibbericeps (East African grey crowned-crane)
Lineage: Eukaryota; Metazoa; Chordata; Aves; Gruiformes; Gruidae
Source: RefSeq, a predicted model, not a curated record
CAUUCUGAACUGCACCAUCUCAUGAUCACUGCAGUCAGGGCUGCACCCGACAUUCGCAUCCCCAACCGGUUCUUGCUUGUUUAUAAAACCCCUUGUGAAGCCAACACAUUCUUUUGCCACAGUAAUAUGUGUAUUAAUAAUACAUUGGUCUGCAAUGGACUCCAGAAUUGUGUGUAUCCUUGGGAUGAAAACCACUGCAAAGAAAAAAGAAAAGCUAACCUAUUGGACCAACUUACCAAUACCAGUGGGACUAUAAUUGGGGUGACUUCUUGCAUUGUGAUCAUCCUCAUUGUUAUCUCUGUUAUAGUACAGAUCAAGCAGCCUCGUAAAAAAUUUGUCCAAAGGAAAACAGACUUUGAUCAAACAGUGUUCCAGGAGGUGUUUGAGCCUCCUCAUUAUGAGUUGUGCACCCUCAGAGGGACAGGGCCUACAGCUGACCUUGCUGAUGUUGCAGAUGACUUUGAAAAUUACCAUAAACUGCGGAGAUCAUCUUCAAAAUGCAUUCAUGACCAUCACUGUGGAUCACAAGUGUCUAGCAUUAAGGGCAGCCGUAGUAACCUCAGCACAAGAGAUGCUUCUGUCUUGACAGAAAUACAACCCCAGCCUGUAAAACCACUCAUUCAGCCCAUGAACAGGAGAAAUAUCCUUGUCAUGAAGCAUAGCUACUCACAAGAUGCUGCAGAUGCGUGUGAGAUAGACGAAAUUGAAGAGGUACCAACCACAAGUCACAGGCUGUCCAGACAUGAUAAAGCUGUUCAGCGGUUCUGCCUCAUUGGGUCUCUAAGCAAACAUGAGUCUGAGUACAACACAACUAGGGUCUAAGAGACAAACUCAAGACUGCUUGAGAAUAGUGCGCUCCUGGGUGAUUUUGAACAUGCUACAAUGAAAUGUGAAACUAUCGUCCUUGGAAACACCAGCUAGAGGUUUUAUGGACUGACCAGCUAAUCUCAUAUCAUGACAAAAUUCAGCAAACAGUGUUGAGUAAAAUUACUAGAAGGCAAUAAGACUUUGGUUAUUAUGCUUAUUGGUCAUUUAUCUUUUCCUUUUUCUCUCUUCUUUUCGUUGCAAGUUAAAUUCCCAAUUAUUUCAGGAACAAUUUAUUGAAAUCAGGUAUUUAGCCAUUCAUAAUCACUUCAAUAGAAAUGUUUGUUGGAUAAGCAUCUAGCAAUAUGACUGAAUUUGACAUUGAGAAAAUAAUCUGCAUGUAUGUUACUGAAUAUUUGAGUUGGCAAAUAUCCCUUUAUUAGAUACAUUGUAAAAAGCAUGCAUUCACAAAUAUUGCUGUUACUGUUCCAUUUCUGUGUCAUAUGCUUGCUACCUGUAACUUUUUAUAUAAAGAUACAUAAAACAAUGGAUAAUAA